Messenger RNA from Drepanopeziza brunnea f. sp. 'multigermtubi' MB_m1, 4122 nucleotides. Lineage: Eukaryota; Fungi; Ascomycota; Leotiomycetes; Helotiales; Drepanopezizaceae. The record is from RefSeq and is a predicted model, not a curated record.
AUGUCGGGCACCUUGCGUCCUGCCCGGAAGGCCCUGUCGCAUCAACAUUCACACUUCCACUCCGGAACCGCCCACGAUGCGACCGGAGAGCUUCACCGGCGAUCAUCCAUGGCCGUGGAACCAGGGCAACCAGAGCACCCAGGCUUGCUGGACGGGGCAAACGAUGAUGGAGCACCGCCGGGGGGAGAAAACCCCUACGAGCCAGCAACGAACAAUUCGAUCCCACCCCCCCACGAAUAUUCAUUGACGAAACGGCUGCUGCACCUUACAACCUUUUGUGGAGGGGAGAGCUCCUCCGAGGUGCGAAGGAGGUCCAAGUCCCCAGCAGCCAACGCUGCAGACGAAGACGAGAUGGCUACAAUCCAGAUGAACAAUGCCGUUGAAAUCAAGAAGGCAAAUGGGGAAACAUCAACACCCAAAGCCGGCCUGGGACCAAGACCCAUUGGGGGCAACGAAAAGCUGGGAAUGUUCUCUGGCGUCUAUGUGCCGACAUGUUUAAAUGUCCUCAGUAUUCUCAUGUUCUUGAGAUUCGGUUUUAUCCUUGGCCAAAGUGGAGUUCUGGGUAUUCUUGGAAUGCUAAUCUCGGCAUAUGCGAUCAACUUGAUCACCACAUUUUCCCUUUCCGCAAUUGCUUCGAAUGGAACUGUCCGUGGAGGUGGAGCAUACUACCUCAUAUCCAGGUCUCUUGGACCCGAGUUCGGCGGAUCAAUAGGAGUUGUAUUUUACAUGGGUUUCGUCUUCAACACCGGCUUGAAUGCCGUGGGUCUUGUUGACUGCUUCAAACUGAACUUUGGAACGAACACUGGCAACUGGGCAAAUAUAAUGCCCGAAAGUCAGUGGUAUCUUUAUCUUUGGUCAACCGUCGUCUUGGUACUCUGUACAGCCAUAUGCCUUGCUGGCUCAAGUAUCUUCGCUCGUGCUUCCAACGGGCUUUUGGUCAUCCUCAUAGUUGCAACGCUGAGCAUUCCAUUCUCUGCAUUGGUUGUCUCGCCAUUCGAAAGCAGGAAGCUGGGUAUCGACUAUACUGGUCUCAGCUGGCGCACGUUCAAGGGGAACAUGAUGCCCCAGCUCACGAAAGGUGCUGCAGGAAGUCAACUUCGUGGCAAGGAGACCUUUCAAGAUCUGUUCGGCAUUCUGUUUCCCGCAACUGGAGGUAUAUUCGCAGGCGCCAGUAUGUCUGGAGAUCUCAAAAAUCCCAGCAAGUCGAUCCCGAAAGGGACGCUCUAUGGUCUCGGUACCACUUUCGUUCUGUACACGCUUGUAAUAUUGGCGAUGGCUGCAACCAUCACUCGUUCGUCAUUCGUCCGAAACGCCAAUGUCAUCCAAGAUACCAAUGUUUCUGGUCUUGUUAUUCUGGCUGGCGAAUUUGCAAGCGCUUUCUUCUCGACGCUGAUGGGUGUGAUUGGGUCAGCAAAGCUGCUGCAGGCACUGGCGCGAGAUAACUUGCUCCCUGGGUUCUCCAUCUUUGGACAGGGAACGGAGAAUGGCGACGAGCCAACGUAUGCAAUCAUUGCAACAUACAUUGUGGCUCAGGUCACCAUGCUCUGCGAUCUGAAUCAGAUCGCAUCUUUCGUUACAAUGACUUAUCUUAUGACAUUCUUGGUGAUGAACUUGGCCUGCUUUCUUCUAAAGAUCGGCUCAGCGCCAAACUUCCGACCAUCCUUCCAUUUCUUCAAUUGGCAGACCGCAUUUAUCGGGACGAUCGUCUCAGCAGUGGCCAUGUUCUUCGUUGAUGGCCUCUACGCAGCUUCCUGCGUCGGUAUCCUGGUCAUUUUAUUUCUCAUCAUUCACUACACAAGUCCGCCAAAGAGCUGGGGAGACGUGUCCCAGAAUCUCAUCUACCACCAAGUCCGAAAGUAUCUUCUUCGCUUAAGACAAGAGCAUGUGAAGUUCUGGCGCCCUCAAAUUCUCUUGUUCGUCAAUGAUCCUCGCCGACAAUAUAAGCUGAUCCAGUUCUGCAACUCAAUGAAGAAAGGCUCGUUAUAUAUUCUCGGCCAUGUUAUCGUUACCGACAACUUUGGCGGCUCUGUCCCGGAAGCUCGUAGACAACAAGCAGCGUGGACAAAAUACAUUGACUUCUCGAAGAUCAAGGCUUUUGUUAACAUUGCCGUCUCCCCCGGAGUUGAAUGGGGUGCUAGAAAUAUCGUGCUAAACUCAGGACUCGGUGGCAUGAGACCUAACAUCGCUGUUCUCGGAUUCUACAAUCUUGAUGAUUUGAGAAGAAACAGGCCACUGAUUGACAUCGACUCUCCUCAAUCAUCAGAGCCCAGCACCUCUGACGGCGAGCGGAGGGCCAUUACACGACAAGAUAGCAAAGAGACCAAGAUGACUGGUACUUUGCCGACCGAUACCUGCAAAACGGAAGCGAUGAUGUCCGUAACGAGCUAUGUGACGAUUCUCGAGGAUCUGCUCUUAAGACUUCAGAUUAACGUUGCCGUUGCAAAGGGCUUCUCUUCACUGGAAUUUCCGCAUGCUGAGGGAGGAUCCAAAAAAUACAUCGACCUGUGGCCGAUUCAAAUGUCGGCAGAGAUCGCCGGGGAUGGAGACGAAAAUAAGCAGAAUGUUUUGACAACAAACUUUGAUACUUACACUUUAAUCCUGCAACUCGGUGUUAUCCUGAAUACAGUCCCCGCCUGGAAGAAAGCCUACAAACUUCGAGUUGCGGUAUUUGUCGAGUACGAAAGCGACGUCGAUGAAGAACGAGGUCGAGUUCAGUUGUUGCUCGAGAAUUUGAGAAUAGAAGCAGAAGUAUUGGUCUUCUGGCUAGCCUCUGGUGAAUUGAAAACUUACGAGAUCAUCGUCAAUGGGUCGAGCCUCGGUCAAGAAGCAGAAGAAGAGGUCGAAGAAUGCCUGAAUGGUCAGGAGUGGUGGGACGAGCUGCAGAAAAUUCGAGGCAAGCGAGGACCGACGUCCGGGACAGAUGAUCUGUCAGAGAUUGCUAGCAUCUAUACUGUUGGUUCGAACUGGCCUGAAGCUUCUUUUCAACAAGGCCCCAGAGGGGAGAGAGUUGAACGAUUCCUAGGUCUUCGGAGACUGUUGAAGAAGUCGAAAAGGAAGCACACAAUGAGUGGGUUAACAAAGCUAGGCGUAAGCUUAGGUAUGAGGACACAUCGACUGUCCGACAGCCUUCUCAAGGCUGGCAACAUGAGUGCCAGUGAAGACUCAGACAGCGGUCUCGAAGACAGUGACUCCGAAGCAGUGGCGUCAGAAGCGGCGUCGGAAGCAGAUAUGGAUGACUACGAGUCCGAUCACCAUUCUCCGUCUCCGGAGCGGUCAAGAUUAAAGAGGAGAAGAAGUCAUGGAGACACAAUGAGAGGUCCUCCACCUUCCAAAAAAUCGACCGGAGAGCGAGAAGUCAAAGUCCCGGACCGGGUUCCAAGAAAAUCGAUUCUGCCUAUGAGCAACAACGGGAUCACAUCAGUACCUCACAUUAAGAGCACAGACUCCGACGCUGUACACAAGAAAUCCAACUCCAACUCCGGCCUCACGACCAACCUUAAAGCAUCUUCGGAAACGGGUAGCAAACCGGGUUCGCUCAAGGAGCAGAAAUCCCCAAAAUCUGACGCAUCAAAGAUCAUUCGCCCUUUGUCCGCCCAAUCUGAACGUCCGCCUCUCUCUCGCCAUGCUUCCCAGCCAAAAUUCUCGUCAAAGCCCGUCCCUAUGACUCGGGUCGCAACUGAGGAUGGUCCCGGUCCCUCAAUAAUGUUCACAUACACGCCGUCUCCACCUCCUCGCCGGAACACCCGCCUUCCAUCUGCUUACAACCCGACCUCCUCUUCUGCGCUCCCCUCCCACAUCGAAGACCCCGAGCCUCCUCCUCCCCAACCCUCAGACAAUAAAACUCGUUCCCGCCGCGGCUCAACCUACUCGACGCAGGGCGUCCCCCUCAGCUUUAACGACCUGCCAUGUCGAGCUCAACAUCUGAUCCUGAAUGAAUUAAUGCGCAGUAAGAGUAAGCACACGGCAGUUAUGUUCACGACACUGCCGUCUCCGGUGGAGGGGACUAGCGCGAGCGAGGAGGCGAGUGCGACUUACCUGGGAGAUUUGGAGGUGUUAUGUAGGGGCUGCCCGCCGGUACUGAUGGUGCAUAGUAAUAGCAUGACUGUGACAAUGAGUUUAUAA